Molecule: messenger RNA, 401 nt
Organism: Ceutorhynchus assimilis (cabbage seed weevil)
Lineage: Eukaryota; Metazoa; Arthropoda; Insecta; Coleoptera; Curculionidae
Source: the annotation of a GenBank genome assembly
GAUUUUGUGCUGUUUUCAUGGCUGACAAAUUUGACAGUGUGAAAGUUUUCUGUUUUACCGACAAAGUCUAUUGUUUUGUUUUCGGUUUUUGUGGUCAACAUCCGUCAGAAAAAUCCCUUUUUUAUUUUCGAAAAUCGAAUUUUCCUCUUUCUAAUUAUUUUCGCGUACGUACGAUGGCUACGAAUAUGGAAGAAGAACAAACUCUGCACGAGUGCGAGAGUUACGUGCAACACCACAACAUCCAGCAAGUGCUCAAAGAUUGUAUCGUGCAACUUUGCGUGAACCGUCCCGCGAAUCCUAUUUCGUUCCUUCGGGAACAUUUCCAGAAGCUGGAAAGGAGGCAAAAAUCAUGGUAUUUUCUCAAAGUUUUAGGCUGUAGAAACCUUGGUAGAAUCCUCUGA